Molecule: messenger RNA, 1938 nt
Organism: Oncorhynchus gorbuscha (pink salmon)
Lineage: Eukaryota; Metazoa; Chordata; Actinopteri; Salmoniformes; Salmonidae
Gene: st6galnac3
Product: ST6 (alpha-N-acetyl-neuraminyl-2,3-beta-galactosyl-1,3)-N-acetylgalactosaminide alpha-2,6-sialyltransferase 3
Biological process (GO): oligosaccharide metabolic process; ganglioside biosynthetic process
Molecular function (GO): alpha-N-acetylgalactosaminide alpha-2,6-sialyltransferase activity
Source: RefSeq, a predicted model, not a curated record
UCCAACACCAGGUUCCAUGGAGAAUGCCGAGAUAACUCGAAUAACGGUACGCUACAAUAUUUAUGUGGGAGAAAUUAUAUUCGUUUGAUAAACAACCGAAUAUGCGUUUGUCGCGCGCAUCAAUAAACCGCACAUAAAACAACAACAACACAAAAGGCAGAAGUGUUUUUCGUCUCGUCACGAAACCCAACAGCUCCAGCCGAGACAGAACCAUUGUCUGAAUAUAUGUUUAGGAUGGCCUGGAUAGGCAAGAAGAAGUCGGUGAUAGCCACCAGUCUGAUCGCGGUGGUGUCGCUCUUUGUUGUGGUGGUCAACUACUCAGAGAAGCCAUACUUCCUCCUGGAACCAGUCUUCGGACAAACCUUCAGCAGCCACUGGAUGUUCUCCAGGCAGACUCACAAGGCCUUCAAACCUCACCUGGGAUACGUCAGCAUCCCUAAGCAGGAGCCGCUGAAGCUACACUGUGAGGUCUGCUCCGUGGUGUCCAGUUCAGGUCAGAUGUUGGGCCAGGCGGCAGGGCCGGAGAUCGACCACUCCUCCUGUAUCUGGCGUAUGAACAACGCCCCGACGCGCGGGUUCGAACACGACGUGGGGCACCGCACCACCCUCAGGGUCGUCUCUCACACCUCUGUGCCCCUGCUGCUUCAGAGGCCUCAGUACUUCUUUGGCCAGGCCAACGACACGGUAUAUGUGGUUUGGGGUCCUCUGAGGAACAUGAGGAAGGAUGGGAAGGGCAUUGUGUACAACAUGCUGAGACAGGCUGUAGAGAAGUACCCCCAGGCUAGGAUCUACCUCACCACAGAGGAACGCAUGAACUACUGUGACAUGGUGUUCAAGAAGGAGACCGGGAAGGACAGGUCAGAGGGGUACCGUGUCAAGGUCCCGUACCACUACUAUGAAGCCGGUAGUCGUGAUGAGUGUGCAGAGUAUCUCCUCCACGAGAGCGCUCCGUACGGCGGCCACCGUUUCAUCACAGAGAAGGCCGUUGCCAAGUGGGCCAGAACACACACCAUUAAGUUCUACAACCCGCCAUGGAAACUGUCGUGACCCGGAGGGACCGCAGAUAGCCGGGAGGUCUGGAGGAGGGCCAUUAUUGAUGACAUCACACAGCCGUGUCCACCUCAUCAUCCAGGGACAGGGAGAACGCAGGGCCGCUACCGUUACACCAGAGCAGUGUCCCAAAUGACACCCUCUCCCCUAUAUAGUGCACUAUCGGGACCUGGUCAAAAGUAAUGCACUAUAUAGGCACGUCUCCCUCCCUUGGCGUUGUCUAGGUGUAUAUGACACUGAAAUGUACAGUCAGAAUGCGCACAUCGUUCUGCAAUCCCAGUCCGUCCAUUACCACUGAGCCUGUAGUCUGAGGGGUUGUAAUUCCCGUCCCACUGCUUGCCUGACUGUAGCACUGAAACCAGACACCCAUCCUGGGCUGAAACGUAGAUGGUAGAGGGUGGUCCCUCCAUGUCCCCACUGAGCCAUGAACCAAGGCCUUCUGUUCACUAAAACAAUCUGGCCACUGCAGGACAGGCUCAUCCAUCUAUCCCAUUAGAGAAACAACAUGAAGAAGAAACUAUUUCUCCACUCAUUGAAUGUCUGUUGUCAUCUUCUAGAACUCUGUUGACCUCUUCUAGAACUCUGUUGUCAUCUUCUAGAACUCUGUUAACCUUUUCUAGAACUCUGUUGCCCUAUUCCAGAACUUUGAGCUGGAGAAAAUGUGAUGUCCUAAAGGAGCUCCGGAGCAGGGGUCUUCUUGACCACCAAUCAUCUGCUGCUUUGAUGUAGUAAAGGUUGGUGAAUGACAAAGGACGGAUAGCUCAACGCAACACAUACGGGAUAAGAAAAGAAUGAAACCAACAAACUGUUCUUCAUCUCUACAGUAGCUACACACAGGCUGUCUCCCUAAUGACACCCUAUUCCCUACAUAGUGCACUACUUUUGACC